CACUCUGUAUCUUCAGGUCUCCUUUUGGGAUGCUUGCUCUCAGAUCUUUUAGGGAAAUGAAGGUCCAGGGAAGCUAUCUGUACCUCCUUUCUGCAGUUGUUUUCCUGUGCUCAGCACCCGGCCAAGGCCUCAGAAGAGUGCAUUUUGGGGAGUGCACGAUUGCCGUAAACAUGCAUGAAAUCAGAGACAAUUUCCAAGCCAUCAAAAGUGCCAUUCAAGCUAAGGAUGUCUUCCGGAAUAGCACUAUUUUAUCUAAAUCAGAGUCCUUGCACAACAUCAAGCCCUCAGAGAAGUGUUGCCUCGCCAAGCACCUCCUUCAGUUCUACGUGGAGAAAGUCUUCAAGCACUACGACGAGGGAGAGGACCCCACCAUCCGCCGCAGGGUCAGCAGAAUUGCCAAUUCCUUCUUCAGCAUCAAGGAGAGCCUCAAGCAGUGUAAAUCCUGUCACUGUAAAAACGAAACCACUCACAAAUACCAGCUGGUCCUCACCAACUAUGAACAGCUGGAGGUAAAACCUGCAGCCAUCAAAUGCCUUGGGGAGCUGGACAUCUUAUUGUCCUGGAUGGACAAGAAAAAUUAAAGCUGGAUCAGCCCACUGCCAGUUGAAAGCUUGACACCUGUAGGGUUACGCUGGAAAGAAAGCAGCCUAGCUGGGAUGUCUGUACAUAUUGGUUAUUUUGUGGGACAAUCGCCUCCUGACUUGGUUUCUCUCUUUUGAUUGUUUUACUUCGGGGGUUACUGGGCUGGGGUAGGGGUGGCCAAAUUACCCCAUUGAUGAGAUCAGGAGUAGUUUGUGUGAAAAUAUGGUUGUCUCUGUUUUUUGGCCAGAUGUCUCUGUGUAACAGGCUGGUUGAUAGGAAACUUAAUUUAUUGUUAAAGAUUUUGCCCCACGAUUCUAACAUCAGAUGGGCAAUACCACUGUAGUGCAUAUUGUACAGAGCCAUGACAUCUUAAUAAACUU
Molecule: messenger RNA, 962 nt
Organism: Tachyglossus aculeatus (Australian echidna)
Lineage: Eukaryota; Metazoa; Chordata; Mammalia; Monotremata; Tachyglossidae
Gene: IL19
Product: interleukin 19
Exons: 6
Coding region: 30-581 (183 amino acids)
Source: RefSeq, a predicted model, not a curated record